CAGUUUGAAACUCGAGUGGAAAGUGUUGAGAUCUCUCUGGACGCGCGCUGUGCCGAAGAAAAUUUGCAAAGAAUGACCGGCAAAGUGGAUAAAGUUGGUGAUGUCCAGCACGAAGGUGAAGCAACAUGCUUGGCUUAUCGGGAUAACACACUCUACUCUGGAGGUGCUGAUGGAAAAAUAAGGAUCUGGGAUACUGCCGAUGUGGUGCAGAAACGUGAAAUAACUGCCCAUGAGGCCCUUAUUUAUGCCAUGACCUUAGAUAGUCGCGGACGCCUUUACACAAGCAGUACGGAUGGCCUGGUGAAGAUCUUCGAAAAUCCACGAUCCGUUGAAUUCUCCCAAGAACUCAUGAAGUCCUUCGAUGAGCUGCUCUGUGUGAUAGCUGUGGGAGAUGAUAUCUAUACCGGCGAUGAUCAAGGAGUGGUAACGUGGUUUGUUGAUCGCAAAAUUAAAUUCAUGUACAAUCUUGUGGAAGAAGUCAAAUCUCUUGCCGUAGAAGGAAAUCUCAUCUACACCAUUCGUGACACUGACUGUGUGAUAACAGAGAAAACUGACCUAAAAACGGGAAAAUUUGCAACAAAACGUGUUCUUCCUGGCAAAUCGCCGAUGAUCAUCUGUGGUUUAGAGACAAAUGGCACCAAACCCUGGCUAGUGUUCUGUACACGUGAUGGCAAAGGUGUCACUGUAAUUGAUAACUUCCGACGACCGCAAGCACCCUCUGCUCCCUGGACUGAAAUCUGGACCAAAGAGAAUGCCCACGAAAUGAUCAUCAAUUGCAUGUACGGAAAUACAUAUGGAUUCUAUACAGGAGGUUGGGAUGGAGAAGUGAAGAAGUGGGUGGAUGUUGACAAAUAUCCCAAAAUUGCAGGUGAGGCCAAUAUUGGAUGCUGUGUCAAUGCCAUAACGGAUGGACCAGAUGGAAGUAUCUUUGCGGCAGGUGCUGAUGGUAAAAUUAGGAAAAUCGUUUUUGAUUAAGAUUGGGAAAUUUUCAAAAAAAAUCAUCUAAGAACACCCCCAAGUGAAAGAAGAGGAAUGGACAGAUAAAAGAGAAUCGUUUUAAUUCUUAUUGUCGCAUUAAUUUGCUUAAUGGUAUGUUAUAAGAGAGAUAAAAAAAUAUCCGAAUUUUAUGUCUAUUUUAAAAAUAAAAUUUAUGAUUAUUUACACAA
Molecule: messenger RNA, 1166 nt
Organism: Lutzomyia longipalpis
Lineage: Eukaryota; Metazoa; Arthropoda; Insecta; Diptera; Psychodidae
Exons: 7
Coding region: 73-975 (300 amino acids)
Molecular function (GO): protein binding
Source: RefSeq, a predicted model, not a curated record